This is a messenger RNA of Euleptes europaea (tarantolino), 1211 nucleotides long. RefSeq names its product patatin like phospholipase domain containing 4 (gene PNPLA4). Gene Ontology annotation, molecular function: retinyl-palmitate esterase activity; triacylglycerol lipase activity. The record is from RefSeq and is a predicted model, not a curated record. Lineage: Eukaryota; Metazoa; Chordata; Lepidosauria; Squamata; Sphaerodactylidae. The coding region runs from base 1 to 1053 and encodes 350 amino acids. Gene Ontology annotation, biological process: lipid homeostasis; triglyceride catabolic process. Gene Ontology annotation, cellular component: membrane; cytoplasm; lipid droplet. The transcript has 8 exons.
AUGUGGGCUAUCAAAAGUAUGUACAGAUUGCAACCACCACAGAUUCACCUGAAGCAGGUUGGUCUACACAACAUUCUGUUUUUUAAACUCCAGCAGUUUUGGGAUAAUGCUGAUAGCUGGUACACUUUGCGAACUUUCUGUGCUUUAACCACAUGCAAUAUUUCCCAAGUUCGAAAUACAUGGCUGAUAAUGAACGUCACAACAGCUGUCAACAGGAGGAGAAGCAAUACGGUUUUUGGAAGAGCAUCUAAUUCACCAUGUGAUAGAUGGCUGAGUGAGAUGGAAGCCAAAAUGAAGCAUCUCAACUUGUCGUUUGCAGCCUGUGGGUUUCUUGGGAUCUACCACUUGGGGGCAGCAACUGCUCUCUGCAGACAUGGUAAGAAGCUACUGAACACUGUGAAGGCCUUUGCCGGAGCUUCUGCAGGCGCUUUGAUUGCCACCCUUCUUUUAACAGUGCCAGAAAAUACAGAGGAGUGUAUAAAAGUUGUGUAUGCAUUUGCAGAAGAAACCAGGAAACAAUAUUUGGGUGCACUAACGCCGGGUUAUGAUUUUAUGACGAAACUUAGGGGCAGCAUUGAUUCAAUUCUCCCUCCCAAUGCUCAUGAGAUAGCACAAGAUCGCCUCUUUAUAUCAGUCACCAGUGCUAAAAAUGGAAAAAAUCAUUUGCUUUCAAAUUUUGCCUCCAGGGAGGAUCUUGUUAAGGCUCUUCUAGCCAGCAGUUUUAUUCCUUUGUAUGCAGGAAUCAGUGCAGUGGAUUAUGAAGGAGAGAAAUGGAUUGAUGGUGGCUUAACCAAUGGUCUCCCCAUCCUGCCAGUGGGCCGAACUGUGACAGUUUCUCCCUUUUGUGGCAGAUUGGAUAUCUGCCCACAAGACAAAGGACGCAUAGAUGUCUAUGUUAAAAUUGCAAAGCAAGAUUUAAUGUUAUCCACAGCCAACCUCAUAAGACUUCAUCAGGCGCUGUUUCCACCAAGCCAGGAGAAAAUGCAAUCACUAUACCAAGAUGGAUAUGAUGAUGCCAUACUGUUUUUACUGAAGGAAAACUGGUUUGAAUAAGAUUAUGUGUGCUGAAAAUUAACAAAGUCUGAUGGCUGUCAGAGCAAAGCUUCCCUACGUGGAGCCCAAGGGAUUGCUGUCACAAUUUCUGUUUAUCUAAAAUGACUGCCAUUGGAAUUGCAUCUGUCGCUGUCAAACAAGUGUUAUAUAUAGGAGUG